AUGCUUGGCCAUUUGAGCUGGGCUGUUGGAUCGCUGGUGGGUGAAGUCCUGGAACGAUGGCUGGCGCUCUUGCGAACGGCACCGCGACGCUAUACGGAUGGUAAGGGCCAAGUGCGGCAGCUGUCCUUCAAACAGGUCUUCCUCCGUUCCCGCGCCUUGGAAUUGGCCUUGGACGCUUCCGCGCGCAGCGCGGAGCUGCGUACGGCGCUGAGGACCUACGCCCUGGCGGUGCCGGCUAGGUGGCCAGAAAGCUGUCCUCCGCCCAUGGCAUUUGCUCGCGCGUUUGUGGCCCUACUGUGGUCCACCGUGGGUCCCACUGAGAAGUGGUUGCAGCUGCUAGGAACCUUGCUCAGCUCAGAACAGACACCGCACGUUGGCAACGAAGCUGAGGAGCCCUGUCAUACGUGGCUGGUGCAACUCAUUGCUGGUCAACGGCAGAACUGGAUGGUGUCGGAUGUGGUGGACCGUGAGGCUGAGAUCUUGGCCCUGGAGGAGAAAGCCAUAGAUGCUUUGAAGGAGGCUGAGGAUGGAGGUCAUUCCACAUUUUCAGAUGAGCUGCGACGACUCUCCACGCUCUCCUCUGCUGUGUCUGCAGUUGAGAGUAUGGCAGAACGUCGAUCUUCCUUGGCGGAAGAUGUGGAAAGAGCCAUCCUUGCCGAAAAGGAGCAAGAUGAACUCUACGAGAAGACAGUGGCAUCAGUGGCUACUUCUGCCAAAGCGUUAGCCAACUCGUUGAGUUCAGAUGCGGUGCAUGAGAAUGGUGUGUCGGAACGGGCGCAGCUCUGCUCCAAGAGCGAUUGCAUCAAGGAGCGUUUGUCGGAGCUGACACCGGAUAUGGAGCGCUUGAUACAGGAGAUAGGCGCAGCGGAGGAGGUGCAGAGCGAGCUGAUGCAACAGCUGAAGCAGAACAAGGCGGUCGCCGGGGCAGGGAAGAUUUGGGAAGACCUAUAUAAGAGGAACUUCUAUAGCUAA
Cladocopium goreaui is the source of this 972-nucleotide messenger RNA. Lineage: Eukaryota; Dinophyceae; Suessiales; Symbiodiniaceae. The record is from the annotation of a GenBank genome assembly.